AUGGCUUUCAACACCGAGUUGACGAGGCGGCUGGGCAUUCGAGUCCCGGUCGUACAAGGUGGAAUGAUGUGGGUUGGCUAUGCAGAGCUGGCCAGCGCAGUCUCGAAUGCUGGCGGGUUGGGCAUUAUCACCAGCUUAACGCAACCAACACCCGAAGACCUACGAAAAGAGAUCCGAAAAUGCAAGAAGAUGACCGACAAACCAUUCGGUGUAAACAUUACGCUCCUCCCGAACUCGAAUGCACCAGAUUACAUCGGCUACGGACAAGUCAUCGUUGACGAAGGCAUCAAGAUUGUGGAAACAGCAGGCAAUGUCCAGAUUAAAGAGGUGAUUGCAAAGGUCAAGGGCGAAGGAGGUGCACAGGUCCUACACAAAUGUACGACGAUCAGGCAUGCUCUCGCAGCUGUCAAGCUUGGGGUUGACUUCUUGUCGAUCGACGGCUUUGAAUGUGCUGGUCAUGUUGGCGAGACGGACAUCCCAAACUUCAUUCUACUGUCGAGGGCACGGCAAUCCCUUGGAGACAUUCCAUAUAUUGCAAGUGGUGGCUUCGCAGACGGCCACGGACUUGCAGGCGCUCUCGCUUUGGGAGCUACCGGCAUCAACAUGGGCACGCGGUUCAUGUGUACCCUGGAAGCACCAAUCCACCACAAUAUUAAGGAGGCCAUUGUCAAAUCCACCGAGAACGAUACGCAUCUUGUUCUACGAAGAUGGAAGAACACGAACCGGUAUUUCCGCAACAAGGUCACCGAAGAGGCCGCUAAGGUGGAGAGGGAGAGCACGACGGGCAAGUUUGAGGAGGUCUUGCCCUUAGUUAGUGGAGCGAGAGGCCGACAGGUGUAUCUUAAUGGAGACCCAGACUAUGGAGUCUGGUCUGCCGGUAUGUGUAUCGGUCUGAUCAACGACAUUCCCUCGUGCGAGACGCUUGUCAGCCGAAUCGAGCAAGAAGCGCUGGACGCAAUCAGGAGGCAGAAUUCGUACGUCAGUGAACGAGCGCGGUUGUAG
Molecule: messenger RNA, 1002 nt
Organism: Zasmidium cellare ATCC 36951
Lineage: Eukaryota; Fungi; Ascomycota; Dothideomycetes; Mycosphaerellales; Mycosphaerellaceae
Exons: 4
Coding region: 1-1002 (333 amino acids)
Molecular function (GO): nitronate monooxygenase activity
Source: RefSeq, a predicted model, not a curated record